CAGCGACUUGACCAAUGAGUUAAGAGACAUUGUAAAUGAGCUGAGGCGCUCAUGUAGUAAGAUCAUUCUCGUUCAGCGGCAACCAGAUAGGUAUAUUGCAGAACCUGGGUGAUACGCACGACUGGGUUGAAAAUUAUUGAAGGAAACAUUCGCUUUUUUUUAUUGUCGGUACCAUUGACCAAAUCUUGAUGGCUGUUUUGAUCGCAAAAUAAAACGUUUUGUUGCGACAUUCACAUGUGUUCUUUUUGACACGACAAGCGGAUAUUUUACACUUCCCCGGAGUCAGAGAGAAGACGAGGCGCUCAAAAUGAAGUACAAAAACCUGAUGGCCAAGGCGUUAUACGACAACGUCCCAGAGUCCCCGGAGGAGCUGGCCUUCCGGAAAGGGGACAUCUUAACAAUCAUUGAGCAGAACACAGGUGGCCUGGAGGGGUGGUGGCUCUGCUCGCUACACGGACGCCAGGGCAUCGCCCCGGGCAACCGCCUCAAGCUGCUGAUUGGUCCAAUGUUCGACGCCCAGUCCCCUAUCGCCCAAUCAUCACCUAUAGGCUCGGCCUACCAGCAGAAGGCCGUGUCAUCGUCCCAGGGGCUGUACCAGGUGCCCCCGUCCCUCCAGAGCCCGGGGCAGCAAGGGAUCUACCAGGUACCCCUGGGACAAGAUGUGUACCAGGUCCCCCCUCAGAGGAAUGCCCUGGCUGCAGACAACACCCCCAGCACGGUGGUGACCCCGACAGGAGUGGGACAGUCCUAUGCCUACAGCGCUGGUCAGCAUAACCAACAGGACCUCUAUGACGUUCCUCCAAUGAGACCACAGGGGGUGUAUGACAUUCCUCCUGGGAAACUGAUGGGCUCACACUCUCCCGGACAACAUGGGAAUGCUCGUCCCCAAGGAGGAAUCUAUGAUAUUCCUCCAUCCACUCAAAUGGACCCUCGGAAACAAGGGGUUUACGAUAUCCCUCCCUCCACACAAGGGGUGUACUCUGUGCCUCCCUGCUGGAACACCCCAGCCCUCCAGGAGGGGAACUACGAUUUCCCCCAGCCUCUCAAACAACACAAACAACAGGAGGGCAUCUACGACGUACCCCCUCCCACCUUUACCAAGCCCUCAGCCUCCCUGUCCCCCCAGUCCAACUAUGACUUCCCCCCCAGUUCCCAGCCAAUUGGCCCCCACCACCUCCAACGCCCCGUUGCCAAUGACAACGAGGGAAUCUACGACGUGCCGCCCCCCUCCCACCAGCUCUCUGGGGCGGUGCCUCGGGGGGACCUGUAUGACAUCCCCAGGGGGAUGCAGCAGCCCCCCUCCCAGCACCGCUCCACCCCCCAGGAGAGGGACAGGGGGAAGGGCCAAGGCGUAUAUGACAUCCCCCCUGCUCUGGGGGACGUGACAGAUGGGGUGAAUCGCCUGUCCUUCUCCAGUACGGGCUCCACACACAGUUCCAUGUCAACCUCCUCCACCUCCACGGUCUCCAGCGCUGAGGGCCGGCUGGCCCUGGAUGUGGACCAGGCCGUCCAGAGGCUGUGCCGCCAGCAGCAGGCGGUAGAGGCCUCAGUCGGGGCCCUGCAGAGCCUGGCCUCUUCCCCCCACUGGAGGACUUACCCUUUCAUGGAGCGCCAUACCAACGAGGUGCGCACCGUGCUAGACCGGGUGCGGGCAGCCCUGGGAGACUUUGUGGUGUUUGGGAGGGGUGCUGCGGCCAACGCCACUGCCCUGUCAGACCCCAGCCUGCACAGUAAGCUAAGGAGGCAGCUGGGGAGGCUGGAGGACUCCCAGCAGAUCAUCCUGCAGACCUACCAGAGCCUGGAGAACUGCGGCUGGGCCCUCAACACCGUGACCAUCUCCAGCGCCUCCAAGCACCAGAUCAAGAGUGACGACCUGGAUCGCUUUGUCAUGGUGUCCAGGACGGUGCCCGACGACACCAAGCAGCUGGCCUCCUCCGUGGGGGGUAAUGCUGAGCUGCUUUUUAGACGAGCACCCACCAUGAACGGGUCCUCCUACCCCAGGGGUGGUACACCCGAGGAGGCCGUCAUCCACCCUCUAACCUCUCCACCCUCAGAUAGUGAUAACUACAGGGGCCACACCAAGCCCUUUCCUGUGCCCUCCAGCCAAGACAAAGGCAACAUGAACAAUAGUGAGAAGUGUGUUAAGAGCUGGAUGGAGGACUAUGACUACGUCCAUCUGCAGGGAAAAGAGGACUUUGAGCGUCAACAGAAAGAGCUCCUGGAGAAAGAGAACAUCAUUAAACAGAGCAAGGUGCAGCUGGGACAGGAACAGAUGAACCAGUUCAAGCAAUUGGAGCAAGAGGUGAUCAAACCAGUGGAGAACGACAUCACACAGUGGAUCUCCCACCAGCACCCGACAGGCCCCUCCUCCUCCUCCCCGUCAGACACCUCCUCCUCUCCCUCCCCCUCCCUGACAGGAGGCAGGGCCCAGCUGUGUGGGCGGGACCGUCAGCUGCUGGGCUUCUACGCAGAGCAGUGCCAGCAGCACUUUGUCACGUUGCUCAAGGCCGUGGACGCUUUCUUCGGCUGCGUGGGCGCUGGCCAGCCGCCCCGCAUCUUUGUGGCACACAGCAAGUUUGUCAUCCUCAGCACUCACAAACUGGUAUUUAUUGGGGACACUUUGUCCAGGCAGGCAGCCACGCCCGAGGUGGCCAACCGGGUGAUGAACUCUAGCAAUGUGCUUUGCGACCUGCUGAAGACUGUGGUGGGAGCCACUAAGACGGCCGCGUUGCACUACCCCAACACAGCCGCCGUUCAGGACAUGGUGGACAGAGUCACGGAUCUCUCACACCACGCUCAACAGUUCAAAGAACAGCUGCUGCAGAUGGCUGCUUUGUGAUUGUUUGUGUUGUCACUACCUGAUCCCUUCUAUUGCACCAUAGCAUCCUAUGUGUAAAUACCGUAUAUAUCUAUAUGUGUAUAUUGCUCGUUGUUAAUCUUAAGAGUUUUUUUGGGGGGGGGCUGUUCUGUACAUAUUUGGCUCUAUUUUUGUGUAGAAUGUUUUUAUAUACAGUAUCAGUCAAAAGUUUGGACACACCUACUCAGUCCAGGGUUUUACAUUAUUUUUUACUAUAUUCUACAUUGUAGAAUAAUAGUGAAGACAUCAAAACUAUGAAAUAACACACAUGGGAUCAUGUGUUAAACAAAUCAAAAAACUGUUAAACAAAUCAAAAUAUAUUCUAUAUGUGAGAUUCUUCAAAGUAACCACCCUGUGCCUUGAUGACAGCUUUGCACACUCUUGGUAUUCUCUCAACCAGCUUCAUGAGGUAGUCACCUGGAAUGCAUUUCAAUUAACAGGUGUGCCUUGUUAAAAGUUCAUUUGUGGAAUUUCUUUCCUUAAUGCAUUUGAGCCAAGGUAGGGGUGGUAUACAAAAGAUAGCCCUAUUUGGUAAAAAAACAAGUCCAUAUUAUGGCAAGAACAGCUCAAAUAAGCACAGAGAAACGACAGUCUAUCAGGUGCUCCUCUCUCUUUUGUUUGGGUUUCAACCCUGUGUUUUUGUUAAGUGUUUGUUUCGUCUUCGUCCCCAUGUCUUUACACAGCACGCCGUAAUUUGAUGCUUAAUAAAAAAAACGAUUACGCAUUCCUGCGUCUGUCUCCCGAGUCAUUCGUGCCAACGUGACAUCCAGGCUAUGUAAGGGCUAUUUGACCAAGAAGGAGAGUGAUGGAGUGCUGCAUCAGAUGACCUGGCCUCCACAAUCACCUGACCUCAACCCAAUUGAGAUCGUUUGGAAUGAGUUAGACCACAGAGUAAAGGAGAAGCAGCCAAUAAAUGCUCAGCAUAUGUGGGAACUCCUUCAAGACUGUUGGAAAAGCAUUCCAGGUGUAGCUGGUUGAGAGAAUGCCAAGAGUGUGCAAAGCUGUCAUCAAAAUAUAAACAUUAAAUAUAUUUAGUUUUGUUUAAUACUUUUUGGUUUACUACAUGAUAUGUGUUAUGUCAUAGUUUUGAAAAUUGUAAAAAUAAAGAAAAACCCUUGAAUGUGUAGGUGUGUCCAAACUUUUGACUGGUACUAUAUUUAAUUAUUAUAUAAAUAUAUAGAUAAGAUAUAUGUGUCUUUUAGGGUGAUUUGGACAUAUUUUCGUAACAUUCCCGUUUCAUAUAUUAUAAAGCACCUAAUGAUGAUGACAUCCUUUUGGUUUUUUUACCUGUAGAUUGUUGAGGCACCCUACUGCUGGAAAUGACGCCAGUGCUUUGUGAAAAUCGUUUGAUGUCGCACUCUUGUGUUGAAAGGGGGCAGGGCUCUCAACAGACAAAGUAAAGGACUGUUCUUACCCAUA
Molecule: messenger RNA, 4276 nt
Organism: Oncorhynchus kisutch (coho salmon)
Lineage: Eukaryota; Metazoa; Chordata; Actinopteri; Salmoniformes; Salmonidae
Product: enhancer of filamentation 1
Exons: 7
Coding region: 308-2839 (843 amino acids)
Biological process (GO): cell surface receptor protein tyrosine kinase signaling pathway; cell migration
Cellular component (GO): cytoplasm; plasma membrane
Molecular function (GO): protein binding
Source: RefSeq, a predicted model, not a curated record